This is a messenger RNA of Pelmatolapia mariae (spotted tilapia), 3405 nucleotides long. Its product is annotated as zinc finger BED domain-containing protein 5. Bases 1808 to 3214 code for a protein of 468 amino acids. The record is from RefSeq and is a predicted model, not a curated record. The transcript is spliced from 2 exons. Lineage: Eukaryota; Metazoa; Chordata; Actinopteri; Cichliformes; Cichlidae.
UACCUGUGGUAAACUCAGUUGAUUGGACAUGAUUUGGAAAAUCACACACUUGUCUAUAUAAAGUGCAAUAGAUGACAUUGCAUGUCAGAGCACAAACCAACUGAUGAAAUCCAAGGAAUUGUCUGUAGACUUCUGAGAUAUGAUUGUAUUGUGGUACAGAAACAUUUUUGAAGAACUGAAGGUCUCAGUGAGUACAGUAGUCUCCAUCAUCCAUAACUAGAAGAAGCCUGGAGUUGCCCACCCCUGUUCUAGAAGAACAACCAUUUCUGCAGUACUCAACCAAUGUAAGAUAGCAUGGCCAGAUGGACAGCGAUGGGGAGGUUAUUCCAUAGAUCGGGUGCAGCCGAGGCAAACGCUCGGUCACCUCUAGUCUUCAGCCGGGAUCUCGGCUGUACCAAAAGUGACUGGGAAGAUGAUCUUAGUACUCUAGCAGGGGUGUAUAAUCUAAGUAGCUCAAUGAGGUAGCUUGGAGCUAUAUUGUUAAUAAUUCGGAAGGUAAGCAGCAGGAUUUUGAAUUGAACGCGAUACUUAACGGGAAGCCUGUGCAGAUCGGCAAGGACAGGGGUAAUAGAGACACGCCGUCCACUACCAGUAAGGAGACGAGCAGCCGCAUUCUGAACCAUCUGCAGUCAUUAUCACAUUAUUGAGUUAUUAUUGAGUACUAUCAUCUUUGGAAAUCUCAUUGUUUUACAAAAUUAGGAGCAAAGGUGUAAUCUGCCAGAGCAAGUAGAAAAGUUCUGAACAAUUUGCAGUCUAUGGAGAAGAGUAGAGUUAAGACCAAAGUAAAGGGAGUUGCAAUAAUCCAACCUAGAUGUCACAAAGGCGUGGAUAAGCUUUUCCAGGUCUCUAUGCGGGACAUAAUGUCUGGCUUUGCUAAUAAGAUGCAAUUGAUAGAAGCAAGAUUUGACAAGAGCAGACACUUGUUUGUCGAAUUUAAAAGAGCUAUCCAAAAACACACCCAGGUCACUAACAGUGUCGGUGAGGAAACUAUCAAAGGAACCGAAGGCAUCACGGAGUUGGCCACGGGGGAUACUACUGUCAAACACGAUGAUUUCUGUUUUCCUGUCAUUUAGGAUAAGAGAGUUACCUGCGAGCCAAUUUUUGACCUCGCGCAUGCACUCACGAAAACCGUGCAAAGACAUAGCAGGAUCAUCAGUUAAUUCGAAAUAGAUCUGUAUGUCGUCAGCAUAACAAUGAUGUGCAAUGUUGUACUUCUCAAAGAUUGCGCCUAAGGGGAGCAUAUACAGCAGUGGUUCCCAAAGUGUGGGGCCCGCCCCCUAGGGGGGGCUCAGAGCAAUUGCAGGGGGGGCGCGGUAUGAAGUACCACAAAAAAAAAAAAAAAAAAAGAACUCUGCUAGCUAGCAUAAUGGACAGGUUUUUGACGGGGCUCGCACACAAAUGAAAAGCAGAAGAUGAAGCAUCACCAAAUAUGCAUACAGACCCACUUCCUUCCAAACCAAAAAGCAGAAAAUAUGACGAAGCAUAUCUUGCGCUUGGCUUCACUUGCGCAACGGUGGGUAAUGAGGAGAGGCCGCAGUGUGUUGUCUGUCUUAAAGUGCUAGCUAGUGACAGUUUAAAGCCUAACAAGCUAAGACGCCACUUGGAGACAAAACAUCCAGAGCACAAAGACAAAUCAGUGGACUUUUUCAGACAAAAACUUCUAAAUUGUCGUGGUCAACAGCGUCACUUUACUAAAGCUGCAUCUGUUUCGGCAAAUGCUCUCCUCUGCUCCUAUAAAGUUGCCUACCGAGUGGCUCAGUGUAAAAAGCCGCACACAAUUGCAGAGGAAUGAAUACUUCCCUGUGCUAUGGAUAUGGUUUCAACUAUGAUUGACGACGCAGCAGCCAGCAAACUACGGGAUAUUCCUCUGUCCAAUAAUACCAUCGGCAGGCGCAUUUAUGAUAUGUCAAAGGACAUAGAGGAGCAACUUAAUGAUAAGGUGCGUGACAGCCGCUUUUCUCUGCAGAUGGAUGAAGCCACUGAUAGUAACAAAGACUGCUUACUGAUAACGUAUGUCAGAUUCAUUGAUGGAGAUGAGAUGAGGGAGGAAUUACUUUUCUGCAAAGAAGUUUCUACCAGAGCCACUGCAGAAGAACUGUUUAAAAUCAUAGACUCUUACUUGAAAGAGGCCGAGCUGAAAUGGGAGGACUGUGUGGGGAUUUGCACAGACGGGGCGCAGGCUAUGGCUGGGAAACGAGGAGGGCUGCAAGCGCUCAUCAAGCGCGUCUCCCCCAAUGUGCAGUGGACGCAUUGUAUGAUACACCGCGAAGCACUGGCGUCUAAACAGCUCAGUCCUGAGCUGAGUAACGUAAUGACUGAUGUCAUCACCACAGUCAACUACAUCAAAACACGACCUGCGAAAGCCCGGAUUUUUUCGGCACUGUGUGAAGAAAUGGGCACCGACCACACAGUCGUUUUGUUUCACAGCGAGUCCCGAUGGCUGUCACGUGGGAAGGUGCUAUCCAGGGUCUUUGAACUGCGAGAUGAGAUCCGCAUCUUUUUGAAGGAAGAGGGCAGUGAUCUUACCAACAAAUUUAACUGUAACAACUUUCUCAUGAAACUGGCAUACCUCAGUGACAUGUUCCUGAAACUCAAUGAACUAAAUUUGCAGAUGCAGGCCACAAACACUCACCUCCCACAUCUGACAGAUAAAGUCACAUCAUUUGUCAGAAAACUUGAAAUGUGGAAGCAGCGAGUGAAAGAUGGAAACGUGGACUCAUUUGAGAAUUUGAAAUCAUUCAUUGAAGACAACAAGCUGCAGAAUACAGUGAUCCCAUGCAUGAAAGAACACAUGUCUGCCCUUCAGAAACAUUUCCAGAGAUAUUUCCUGGUGCAAGAUUCCAAAGAAUAUGACUGGAUCCGUGACCUCUUCAGUGCAACACCCCCUGCUGACUUCAGCACAUCCGAGGAGGAACAAUUCAUUGAUCUUAUCUCUGAUUCAACUAAGAGGCUGCAGUUUAAUUCAAAGACCCUGGCUGCAUUUUGGAUUGGAGCGGACAAAGAUUACCCACUGCUGGGUAAGAGAGCCCUGACAAUACUUCUUCCUUUUGCCACAUCCUACUUAUGCGAGGUAGGCUUUUCUGCUGUGGCUUCAAUCAAGACGAAGUACAGAUCAAAGCUGGACAUUGAAAAUGAACUCAGGGUGUCUGUCUCAAAACUGCAACCCAGGUUUGAGACGAUCUGCAGCAACAGGCAGGCUCACACCAGUCACUGAAAAGAUGUGAGGAUUAAAUGUGGGGUUUUUUUGCAACAAACCUUUAAUUUUUUUUGUUUUUCCUCUCAGGGAGUUGUUCAUAUUUGUAAACCCAUUUUGCACAGAGAGGCAUUUAAAAAAAUACGAGGCAGUUUUCAAUAUUCUUGCACUGGAAAAAAAAAACAACUACACAAAAAUUAUUAUACGAUAAA